Molecule: messenger RNA, 2877 nt
Organism: Penicillium roqueforti
Lineage: Eukaryota; Fungi; Ascomycota; Eurotiomycetes; Eurotiales; Aspergillaceae
Product: transcriptional regulator family TF
Exons: 8
Coding region: 1-2877 (958 amino acids)
Biological process (GO): positive regulation of transcription by RNA polymerase II; DNA-templated transcription
Cellular component (GO): nucleus
Molecular function (GO): zinc ion binding; DNA-binding transcription factor activity, RNA polymerase II-specific; sequence-specific DNA binding
Source: RefSeq, a predicted model, not a curated record
AUGCAAAAUGUUCUUUUUUUCUUCAUUGAAGUCGCAUUCUGUAUGGUGACCAUCGUGUCAGCUCAGAUCCCAGAGUCGGACACCGUUUUACAAGUGCAGUACGGGAGUGUCACGUUUAAGACCGGAGAGAAGCUGAGGUUGAGUGACAUUACAUCAGCCCCCAGUAUUGGUCUCUCAGCACCUGCCCUGACAGGCACGUAUAUUGUCAUCAUGAUCGAUCCCGACGCACCUGACCCCACACUUCCCAUCUUCACUCAGGUUCUUCACUGGGUACAGCAGGACCUUAUCUUCUCGCCAAUGGCCGGAAAAUACAAUACAUUCGUUCCCCUUAUUACUCCGUCACCCGCACCCGCUGCCGCUCCGUACCUACCGCCUAUGCCACCACCACUCUUAGCUCCACAUAGCAACUCUUCCGAGAACACCCACCAACAGAAGCAGUCUCGGCCUGGAGGAUACGAGGCUAACACAUCUCCCGCAAAUCCUGAUAUCCAGCACAUGUCAGUCCAAACAACCAGUAAAAAGGUCUCUUGUACCUCCUGCCGACAACGUAAAAUCAAGUGUGACAAAGAAAAUCCAUGCAGCCAAUGCACAUCCUCAUUUUACGAUUGCAUAUACCCCGAAUCUUCACGUAAACGACGGCGGAAACUCCCUUUGGAGCGAAUAGAGUCACUUGAAUCCAGACUGAAAGCGAUAGAAUCAUCGAUCUCAACGAACGCGGAAAGUUCCCCCAUGAUUCCUAGUUCCAUGACAUCGGAAAUUGGGAAUAUUACGAAUAAGACUCCUCUGGCUACACCAAACGAACAUACCGCGCCCGCAGAGCUUGGGAAUCGUGAUAAAGUAUACCACGCCGUUGAACAGGAUGAAAUCGAGUUUCAAGGGUAUUCUGCGGAUCGAUCUUUUAUUCAGUGUCUAAAUGCGAAGCUAGGUGACUGGCGUGGCGGUGAUAUGACUUGGCAACAGCUCCCCUCUCGUAUAUCAGCGCCAGCAUUCUUUGAAGUCGAGGGUCGAACUCCCGCUCGAGUCACUUUACCUGAAAGAGAUAUCGCAGCCAGGCUGGUCGACGCAGCUUUGGAUGCACAGAUACUACUCUGCCUUGUACACCGACCAAGCUUUGAGGUUUCUUUCAACUUGGUCUAUUCGCUUGAAGAAGCCAACUACAGUGCCAAAGAGCAGAAAUUUCUACCGCUUCUCUAUGCCAUAUUUGCGUAUGGGUGCCUGGUCAUAGACCCCGGCUCGUACGGUCCCGAUUGUGAUAAAAAGGUGUCUCAGGGGUUGGAAUUCUACGCAAAGAGUCGACAACUCCAGAAUCUUGCCGAGUGCAGAGAUUUAACAUCUCUCCAAGCCAUCAUGUUUUUGAACCUCUUUCUUCUUUCGUCCAACCGAAUAUCGACGUGCUAUACAUAUCUCAGUGCCUCAUUAUCGAUUGCGCUACGCAUGGGUCUCCACCGGUCUCUCAAAACGGGUCAGGAUUUAAUUUCCGAGGAAAUGAGCAAGAGGAUAUUUUGGACGCUGAGGCUUCUUGUCAAUGACGUUGCCACCGCAAGCGGUAUGCCUGUUCUUCUGAGCGAUGAUGAAAUUGACCAAGAGCUUCCAAAAGAGACAAAUGACAUAAAUAUUGAAAAGAUGAGGAUUUCUCCACAGCCGCGCGGUGAGAUAUGCUAUAUAUCCGGUGCGAAUUCAUACAAGCGACUACAAAUGGUUAGGGACAAGGUGACCCACUGUGUCUACUCUCUCAAAGGCCAGACCACGUCUGAUAUGAAUGGUUUACCAAUUCAUGGUGUGAGCUUGGCAUUGAUACACGGAAUACAGGGUGACCUUGACAAUUGGGUGGAUGAUAUACCUAUGGGUUAUCGUCUUGGGACCUGUUACACCGAAGCCAGAUUGAUAAGGGCCCAAUUUAUUCUAGCUAUGUCAUAUGCUCAUGUUCAGCUCUAUCUCUAUCGGCCCUUCUUGCAUUAUGCUGUGAGAUCUCUCAACGAGCAGGUUGGUAUGUCAACUUAUGCGACUGCAUCGGUUCGGGCUAGUGAAAAUAUUAUCGCCCUGUGUGAAGGGAUGUAUGGACAAGAUCUCCUCAAGGGUGAUUUGUGGCCUGUGACGCACAUGUUGACAAGCUCUAUUCUGACAAUUUUGUAUUUUGUUGUGGUUUCUCGAGCCUCGCCUAAAACAGACAUGCUUCUUGGGAGCUUGAUAGCUGGGCGAAGAGUUCUAAAUCACCUUGCUGAACAUAGUCUUUUCGCCAAUCGAGGUAAAGUCAUGCUGACGAUCAUGAUCUCCACCCUCCCGGGAACUCUUCGACAUAUCCAAGAAAAGCUUCUUCGCUCGGAUACCCAAGAACUCCCCGGGCUUCAAAAUGAGAGGCUUGCGAGCUAUUCAGGUCCUUUUGAUAAUGCACUCAAUUCCCGGCUGGCGUCUGAAACCUUCUCGCUGUCUCCAAAACAAAGUCCUGUCGGCUCAUUGCCAGCCUCUACCGCCGCUGAGUGGGGAGCAAACCCUAGUAAAUCCCUCAAUUCAUCAACUGUGCUCAGUGAUAGCCAAUGGAAUCCCAGGGUUUCAAAUGCACAACAUUCGACAAUCGGUACUUUCCAGCAAGACUUGGCUGGAACAUCGGAAUUUUGCAAAGCUCAUGAUUCCUCGAAUGAAUCAAAUAGCCAUCCGAUUAUUGGGGAAGACCAGACCUAUCCUCGAAGUCAGAACUUGGAAGAGAUGGGAGUUAUAGACGAAUUCCUUCAAGCUCAGCCGUUGAAUCUUCAACAAGACUGUAUUGAUGAGACUUGGUUCAGCGCUUUGAAGAUGGCUGGCUUGGAUUGUUCAGAUGACUUUCAGAGUUCUAUUUCACGCUUGGAAUGUUUAGAGCAGACUUUCGAUUUCGAUGGCUGA